Messenger RNA from Hypomesus transpacificus, 1459 nucleotides. RefSeq names its product liver-enriched gene 1, tandem duplicate 1 (gene leg1.1). The transcript has 6 exons. The record is from RefSeq and is a predicted model, not a curated record. The coding region runs from base 199 to 1284 and encodes 361 amino acids. Lineage: Eukaryota; Metazoa; Chordata; Actinopteri; Osmeriformes; Osmeridae.
GACUUUGGCACUCCAUCAAGGUGUUUACUUACUUGAUUCCCCUUGAUCGUCUUGGCUGACAUGUUCACCUCGGUGAUAAAAAACCUGGAGAGAGCCAGAGCCGCAGUUGUCCAGUUGGAAGGUGCGUGAGGAUAUUACAGUGACAAGCUUAGUUCUCUCUCACCAGGUGUUCCUCAGGUAUCCUCCAGACAUCCCACCAUGCGUGUGCUGUUGUCAGGCCUCCUCGUCCUCCUGGCCGCGUGCUCCGGUCCAGCUCACAGUGCCAUCAUCACGGAGGACGACCUGCCUAUUCUGUGGGCCGAGGCUGGAAGCCAGCUGUCCGACCUCCCCCAGCAGGACCACAUCGUCACCAUCAACCCCUGGGACUACCGACAGAGGAUGACUCUCUACCGGCUCCAGUUGGCUGCCUCUGAUCAGUACAUGGGCUCCAUGGGCCCCAACACCACGGAGGGAAACCCACUCUGGAGUCUGCCUCUGCAGCUGGGGUGGAAGCUGAGGUCAGGUCGUCUGUUGGACCCCACGAGUGCUACAACGUGUGGCCAGGAGAGUGACUCUAUGUGCAUCUCUGGCCAGAGCUGGUGGGCCUGUGUGAACUACUACCUCUCUGUGAUUCCCUUCUUGGCGGCGGUUCAGAAGGGUGUGAUUGGAGAUGGUCAGCUCCAGGUCCAGAUCCAAACACCCAGUGAUGCAGUUCAGGACUACUGCACCUCCUACACUGACUGCUCAACCAAGUUCCCUGACCUCAUGGCCAAGUGGGAGGCCUUUUACCAGGGUAUAAAGGAACUGAGCAUUGCUGACAUCACUGACUUGGAGAAGAAAGACCAGAUCCUGGGUCUGAUGUGGGCCGCUCAGCAGUUAUCACUACAGACUGCUUCUAGCACCUGCCAGGAGAAGCUGAAACAUUACUCUUACCCAGAGAAAGCCUUUGCUGAGAGCUGGCUCAGCUCAGCCGAUUUUGUAGCAGCCACUCACUUCCAGUCCACAGUGAAGCGUUCCGUGGUGUUCAUGACGCCACUGCCCAGCCGCGUGCUGAGGGAAGGGGACCAAGCGCCCAACAUCCAGGACCUGAGUCCUGAGGAGAACCACACCCUCUCCAUCUUCAGCUGGAUGAGAAGCAUGAACAGUGUGCUCGGUGGGACCUUGGUGCGAAUGUGGCGUAGCGCCAUGUGUUCAGAGAAGGCCAGAGAGCAGGGCCAGACUUUGCUCCAGGACCUCACCCUCAACCCGUCGUUUGCCCUCACCUCCAUCUUUUCCAUCCUAUCAGAGAUGUCCACCAACUGCUGAACUUCCCAAUCCAAUCACUCUCACACACACACACACAUUAAAACCAACUGCAACAUACAGCAUUAAGUAUUUGCUCUCAGAAACAUAUAAACACAUUAAGUAUGUGGGCAGGUCAAACAUACAUCCAGAAAGAAAGUGUGGUAUUAAAGAAAAUAAAGAUUUUCACAAGCAAGAC